AUGACCACCUCCAACUCAGCUCGAAACAAUGUCGUUGAUGUCGUCCGACAAUCAUCUCCAGUCGAUACCACAAGUCCAUACGAUGCCGGUUGGGUAGCAGGAAAAACAAUUGUUAUAACGGGUGGAGCAUCUGGAUUCGGCGAAGGGUUCUUUAGAAAAUGGGCAGAGAAUGGAGCAAACGUAAUAAUUGGAGACGUCAACAGUACAAGGGGCAAAGCAUUGGUGGAUGAAAUACGCAAGAAGACUGGCAGUCAAAACCAUCAUUAUUUGCAUUGCGAUGUUACGAACUGGCAAUCACAAGUCGACUUUUUUCGUACAGCUGUGGAGCUGAGUCCUUCCAAGGGCAUUGAUGCUGUGGUUGCAAAUGCGGGGAUUGCAGAUGUUGCCAUGAGCUUCCAGGAACCUCUGAACCUAGAUCUACCAGAACCACCCAAGCCAAACUUCAAAGCUUUUGAGGUCGAUCUGCUUGGGGUUCUGUACACUGCACAUUUGGCAAUGUGGUAUCUUCCUCGAAAUCCUAGAUCACAAAAGGUCAAUUUAUCUGCAAACCCUGGUCCAAAUACUCCCGAUAGACAUUUACUCCUGAUCGGAUCCGUAGCCUCUAUCGCUCCGAUUCCUGGACAGAUUCUAUACGCAACCUCAAAACAUGGAGUUUUAGGGUUAUUCCGGUCAUUAAGAUCUACAAGCUUCGUCAAGGGUAUCCGAGUCAACAUGUUAUGUCCCUAUUUCAUCGAUACACCUUUGAUAUCUACAGCAGGUAGAUUACUGUUGGCGGGUGGAGCGAUGGGCAAACCUGAAGAUGUUGUAGAUGCUGGCACCAGACUCAUGGCCGAUACAAGAAUAGUCGGUAGAGCUUUGGUUAUCGGUCCAAAGGUUCGAGUUGAUGGGGAUUUCGAUUUAUUGCCAGAAACAUCAAAAGAAGGCCACGAAACGGCCGUAUGGGAGGCUUAUGCCGAUGACUUCAGCGAACUCGAGGUUUUCAGCGCAAGAUUUGUCAGGCUGGUCAAUACCGUUGAGAUGAUCAGAGGAUGGAGAGGAUGGGCAUUUGACGUUUCUUAUUCAAAACCCCUCAAUCACGACAACACUACCAUUAUUCCUGCCGUUGCCUUUCAACCCCCGGAAACUAAUUCAUAUCGAAUUCCAGACUCCAUCGAUACAUUCGCAGAUUAUAAAUUCCGAAACACUUGCAACAUUUCCUCCCUAGACCUUCAUGCCCCUUUUAGUCCAUUAUGCACAGAUCGACAAUCCAUGCUCGCUGCCAUGACAUCUGGCGGUCGCAUUGGAUUUGAUGCACCAUAUAUGCCUCGAGAUUGCGACUUGCGCUGGUUUACAUCGGAGGAGAUAUGCGAAAUUUUUGGGAGAUUUGAAAAGGUGAUGGUGGUUGGGGAUAGUAUGUUGAGACAUGUUACAGGAAGCUUCAAUAUCUUUUUGAGGAAAGAUAUUGGAUAUGGGGCUGUGACGGAUUGGAAUUUCAACAUGCAAGAAAAGAAGGAGUGCUUUUGUAAUGAACAGUUUGAUGUCAAAGCUUGCUCGGUGCAAGGCAUAUAUAAGACUUCAGAUGUGGAGGCUCAUGAUCCAGGAAGCAUAUCUUGUUCGAAUUCCAUCAACGUUAUGAUGGAAGAAAUUGUCCAUCACAACAUACCCGAAGACGAAAUCGCUCGCCUCCGCGCAAGCCUACUCGUUCGCCCUGUGUCCAAGCCCAUAGCUGUAGUCUUCGGUCAUGGUCUCUGGUCUGAUCUGGACCUUCCCAAAACAAUCCAAUGGCUUGAUUCUCUCGUUACGCUCAUCGACUCUACCAUCGGUCGAGAAAAAUGGAAAGGUCUCUUCGUGACUCCGAACGCGGCAGGUAAAGAGAAGACGGAUGAAUGGAUUGUGAGUCAAGGAAACAAAGCAUUGAUGUUAUAUGAAGAGGCGGUGGGAAUUGAGGCAAGAAAGAGGGGAUUGGAACAUUUGGGGACUUGGAAUAUGAGUAUCCAAGCGAGGAAAUAUGAUGGGGUACAUAUGGAUUUGAGGGGAAAUCUAGUAAAGGGGAUGAUGAUUAUUAAUUGGUUGGCGAUGUUCUUUCAAGUCUGUGCUUUACCCGUCUCUCUUCGAGUCGACGCGUUGGUGAAACUGAGUGAAGGGAUGGAUAAUCGGUAUGUUCCAGCCUGUCCCAAUGAAGAUGGUCCCGAAUCUACUUACUAUGGUCGACAAAUGCGAAAAUUGUAUUAUUUGGCCGAACGAUUCGAGAUCAUUGAUCUAAUGGACAAAACCAUGGAUGCGAUUCAGGCUCAUGAUUGUCGAUUUGAUCGAGAAAUCUAUAAGCAUAUUCCGGAAGUAUACAAAAAUACUACGAGGAAAAGCUCUUUAAGAUUUUAUUGUGCUCUGAGCGCGGCGUGGUAUUUUGGUCGCCCAAGUUCUCCUGGUAGUCAGAAAUUGAAGCGUCUUCAGGGUUUCAAGGAUAAAGCGGACAUUCUUUACGAUGUUAUGAAGACCCAAUUGAGGUUUGAAUCGAAUAUCUCGAAUGCGACGAGCGAUUACCGAGUUCCCUCCAGUGAAAGUGGACUUGGCCCUUGUGAUUUUCAUAAACAUGCGACGGGUGAAACUUGUCAGCGCUUGACCUUCCUCGGAUCUUCUGGAUCCUCGCAGAGUGGUGCACACUCCGAGCAAACAGAUAUAAUCGGCAUCAGACAGAGCCGGCUUGGUCGAAUGGGCGAUAGGAUAGAAGAGUUUGUGCAAGGAAGUAUCAGUAAAAGUCUCAGCAAAAAAACAAUUGCGGGCACGAAGAAGAUCAAGAAAGAGAAUGGCGAAGAAGAGCAGGAUCUGGAUAGAUCUACGAGCACACCUAUCGUUGGAACAAGGCCAAUGCGUGGAAGUCCAAUACUUGAAAGCAAAGAGACAGUCGUCUCAAUUACAAGGAAACGACCUCUUGAGCCCAACGAUGAAGACACUUCGAGUAGAAAGCGACCGUUUGUGAUAAUUGGUGGGAAUGCUUCACGAGAUAGACCAUGUGAGCCUACAGGUCUUACUCGAGGGAUACAGCAACAACUACGACUGCAUGCUGCACUCGGGAUUCGCAACGAGGACCUUUCAACCAAGAUCAAGAUCAAGCAAAAGACAUCAGCCCUCUUCAAUCAUACCAACGGCCAGGUUACCACCAUGAGCAACGAUCCGAAUCAUAUUACCUCUGGCUCGAUAAUGUCGAGUUAUGGUCGUGGCGUUGAUACCUCCAGGGUUAGUCCUUUCAUCCCUAAUAAUCCUAUUUCUGCUUCUCUCCCGAAUCCCAUCCAUUCAUCAAAAACUUUUAGUAACUUCAACAGAUUUUACCGGGGGUGCGAUAAUAGCGAAUGUGAUUCUGCGUCUGAGUUUUCUGAGGAAGAAGAUAGCUCAGAGCAUAGCUCGAGUGAUGGAGAUGACGAUGAUAAUGAGAUUAUUGAGGAAUAUUCAUCUGGCGAAGAAGAAAGUUCUUAUGAAGACGAAGAAUCUACUACUCAUGCUGGAAUGCAUCCGGACCAUGAUUCCAGUGAUAAUGAGGCUAAAGAACGUGUGCCAGAACAACCAUUCAUUGAUUCCGGGAUCCAGUCUCUAACGUCUUCAAAAACUACCUCCACAUCAGUGCUACUGCAUUCUCAGCCCUCAUUCAGUCAUCCGGGUACUUGUAACUCUCGGACUUCAGCUGGAGUAGCACCCUUGCGACCUGGGCAACGCACUGAUGGUGCAGCCGAGUCUAAUCACUUUCGUCGGGAGGGUCGUCGCGAUCAUCACCAUUCAUAUGUGAAUUCUUCCCACAUCUCGGGUUCUGUAGCAGAUAAUUGGUCUGAAGGCAUACAUUCACCGACUCGUCAAGAAACACUGAAUCAAAAUGAGGAGACUUCUGGGCAGGAUUCAAGAGUCGAGUUACCAUUCGUCUCGUGUCAAAUGUGGCAACGAGGUACUUGUAUCAGGAAGAGGACGAGAUGUCAAUUGGCCCAUAUUUGUGAACGGUGCGGACAGUUGACUCACAGGACGGCCAAGCAUGAUACUUAUAUGACUACGAUGUCAAAAGCCAUCCUAUCUCACAGUAGGGAUCUCUUUUCCUCCCUCUCGAAAUUGAAACCGAAAUUGAAUAAUGCGAAAACAUUCGGAGUACCAUGUCAAAGAUUGUCUACAAUUUGCACUGCAAGGCUUCCUAGAACUGUACAGAAAAGUGGUUGUUUAUUGAGGGAUUCGGCAUGUAAGAGUGAGGGUAUGGCGGGAAGGAGAAGUUAUAAAACUGUACAGGAACAGAGGUCGAGAUAUAGAUCUGGGCCUUUCUCGUGGAUAGCAGGAUUAUUAUUCUUAGGAUCAGGCACAGGGUUGAUAUUCUAUUUUCGAUACGAGAAAGCACGGAUGGAGAGGAAAAGGGUCGCAGAGGCAGCAAAGGGAGUAGGAAGACCGAAAGUUGGUGGACCGUUUGAAUUGAUAGAUCAUAAGGGAGGGCAAUUUAGCAGUGAGGAUAUGAAAGGAAAAUAUAGUUUGGUUUAUUUCGGCUUCACUCACUGUCCCGAUAUCUGCCCCGAAGAACUCGACAAAAUGGCACAAAUGAUCGAUUUAAUCAACAACUCACCCACACGCACCUCUUCCACCCCUUCCCUUCUCCCUAUCUUCAUCACCUGCGAUCCUGUUCGCGAUACUCCCGCGGUACUCGCUACCUAUCUCGCAGAAUUCCAUCCCAGUAUUAUAGGUCUUACAGGGACUUGGGAACAAAUGAAAGAUGUUUGUAAGAAAUAUCGGGUUUAUUUUUCGACACCUGAAGGUGUUCAGAAGGGUCAGGAUUAUUUGGUCGAUCAUAGUAUUUACUUUUAUUUGAUGGAUCCGGAAGGGGAUUUUGUGGAGGCGAUUGGAAGACAGCAUAGUCCGCAACAGGCGGCGGGGAUUAUUCAAGAACAUAUCAUGGAUUGGAAGAGGUGA
Messenger RNA from Sclerotinia borealis F-4128, 4908 nucleotides. The record is from the annotation of a GenBank genome assembly. NCBI's taxonomy places the organism in Eukaryota, Fungi, Ascomycota, Leotiomycetes, Helotiales, Sclerotiniaceae.